Messenger RNA from Fragaria vesca subsp. vesca, 480 nucleotides. Its product is annotated as phenolic glucoside malonyltransferase 1-like. The record is from RefSeq and is a predicted model, not a curated record. Bases 1 to 480 code for a protein of 159 amino acids. The transcript has 2 exons. NCBI's taxonomy places the organism in Eukaryota, Viridiplantae, Streptophyta, Magnoliopsida, Rosales, Rosaceae.
AUGAGAGAAGAGAAGAAACUAAUUUUAAAGGCAAGAGAAAGACAGGAAAAGAAAGCAGACGUUCCGGAAAGGAAGCGGCUAGAAGAGGUAAAGAGCUGGUGGUGUUUGGCAGUUGCAGAAACAAAAGGGUUGUUGGGUGGAGAUGGGUUGGUUGUGGCUUUAACUGCAAUUACUGAACCUAUGAAGCGUUUGGAAAAAGAUGUUUUGAAUGGAGCAGAGAAUUGGGUUUCAAGAUUGAGCAGUGUGCGUAGUGGUAGACUGGUAGGUAUUGCUGGCUCACAUCGGUUUGGUGUGUAUGAGACUGAUUCUGGAUUCGGAAGACCAAACAAAGUCGAGCUUGUUUCCAUUGAUAGAACAGGAGCCAUAUAUAUUUCAGAUACCAAAAAUGGUGGUGGAGGCCUUGACGUUGGGUUGGUGUUGAAGAAACAUUACAUGGAUGCUUUUGCUUCUUUAUUUGCCAAAGGUCUCAAGGGACAUUAA